CCGCCAUGACACCCUACAGAAGAAGAAGAUGAACUAGCAUCACUUGUCUCACAUGCCAACUGAUAAUGUAAACCGUUAUUAACCAACAAAAUGAUGCGUCCUUCGUUCAACCCACCUUUCAUUAAACCCAGAGCAGCUGCUCCAGUGUACAAACAACAACAACAGCCGCCUGGAAGGAUACCCCAUGACUUCAGAGAGGCUAUGAUACAUAUCCCAAUGAAGCUAGCAGCAGACAAGUCAAACAUCAGGACACCUGACUUGGCAGCUCCGACACACAAAAAACAGAAACCUGCAGGGAAAUCCUCUGCUACUAAAUGGAAGUCUUCAUUCAAACCAUUAGGAGACGAAGAUGACUCUCUGGAAAUGAGCCCUGGCAGUUCAGAAAGGCCUGAGAUUUAUGAUCCUUAUGACCCUGUCUCGACAGACUCUGACGAAGAGACGCUACAGUCCCAAAACCAUAGUCAAUCCCCACCUGAUCAUGAUAACAGCCUGGAACGUGAGCGUUUGUCUCCAGGUAGAGGCUCCAGUAAAAAACGCCGCUGGGGCACAAACUACUCUGAGUCAGUGAGCAAACCCCUCGGCAGACGUGACUUUAGCCCUGAAUCCAGACACACUGAGAGGCGGAGUCUCAGUCCAGGUCAUAGACUGCCUGAACGACGUGCUUAUAGCCCCAACACUGAAUCACUUGACAUACCAGUUCUCAACCACAGGGACUGUAGCCCUGACAGGCAUAUUCCUGGCUCCUCCACCCAACGGUUUCCUGCAUCUUAUGGAGGACAGAGGACCAAUGGAGAGGAGAGGAUAAUCCCUGAAUACUGGAGAGAGAUGGCCACUACUGUUAGAUUAUCCCCACCCAGGCGGGACUAUCAGCGUCCAUUGGAAUACAUGGGAACAGGACUGGACCAAAUCACACCUUCCACAGAGGGGCCAAGAAACAGGAGCAUGAAUAUAAUAAUGAACGAGAGCCCAAUCGCCUGUGACCUUUGUGACGUAGAGUUAGCCAACGGUCGGGAGCUGGAGGAUCACCUGGAGAGCAAGAUUCACUGGGACACGCUGGAGUACAUCCAGCAGCACAACGAUUAUGAUGAUCUGACUAUAGCCUUCCUACAGGAAGUCAUGCUGUAUAAAAGCCAUCAGUGCAGCCGAGCUAUAGAGGACAGUGCACUUAAAGCUCUGCAGGAAAAUGACCACAUGACAAAGGUCGAAAUGUUCCACUGUGCGGCUUGCAGUGUCUUCGUACCCACAUCUGCAUCGUCAGUGCAGACUCACAUUACCUCUCAGGAGCACCUCUCCAACACAAAGGAGUUUCAGGUGCGGCAGAGACACUCUUGCCUCGACAAAGCAGACACCAUGAUGAAGAUGCUGAAACCUCAGUUUGAACACUUCCUGAAGGGUGGCAGCCCGUUUGAAUGAUGAAGUCACUGAAAGUCUCCAAAAAUACUGUUUACACUGAGACGCUGUUUGCUGCAGAUGAAGAACUAUGGACUUAAGCCGCAAUCACAACCACACGUUAAUGCUGUGGCAACACUAAUGUACAGGAUAUCGCCAAGAGAACAUACUGUUUGUGUCAUUCAGGAUUUGUCUGAAUAAACAGAAGCAUCUUGAAUCAAGGUUUGUUCACACUGUAUGGAUUUACUUCUAUCUGUUCACACAUGGUUUGUCAUUUUACAUUUCUCCCAUAUUAAUGUUAGCUGCAGGUCUCCCGGGUCAUCACCAUUCAGUCACCGUAAAAAUAUCAAGUUUGUAAUUUUGUAGAUUUCUGCAUUCAAUGUUUUUAUAAUUUGUUAAAAAAAAGAUUGAAAAACUCGACUUGUUUCUUUUUCUUUUUUUUUUUAUUUAGAACAACACAAAUGUUUUAAGCAUUGUAUCUGUGUGAUAUAGUACAUUUAAAAUUAAAUUAUUUCAAAACAGUAUAUUUAAACAUUAAAUAUAGGUGACAUGUAUGAAAGGCAUUGUCAGCACUGGCUGGGCCUGUUCGGUCUUUUUUUUUUUUCUUAACCACCUUCAGUUUUAAUUUUGUAUUUGUAUUAGAAACAAUGCAGUUACUGAAAUACUAUAAAACACUUUCUAUGCAUAACAAGUUUG
This is a messenger RNA of Epinephelus moara (kelp grouper), 2085 nucleotides long. RefSeq lists its product as uncharacterized. The coding region runs from base 91 to 1413 and encodes 440 amino acids. Gene Ontology annotation, cellular component: nucleus. NCBI's taxonomy places the organism in Eukaryota, Metazoa, Chordata, Actinopteri, Perciformes, Serranidae. The record is from RefSeq and is a predicted model, not a curated record. Gene Ontology annotation, molecular function: zinc ion binding; DNA binding. The transcript has 11 exons.